Molecule: messenger RNA, 519 nt
Organism: Lodderomyces beijingensis
Lineage: Eukaryota; Fungi; Ascomycota; Pichiomycetes; Serinales; Debaryomycetaceae
Source: the annotation of a GenBank genome assembly
AUGUUAUCACGUACGAUCAGGCUCAACGCGGCCAGGAUUUGCACUCGUCAAUCGCCACCAAUCGCGGCUAGGAUCCUCGCGCAUCGCGUGCCACACAUCCACCUCCACCAGCACGUCUCGGUACCGGCAAGGUGGCAGAGCAAUUCGGCAACUGUGAAGCCAGAAGAGCAAAAUGAGUUGCUCAUCGAGUUCACAUGCAACGUAUGUGACAAGAGAUCGUCGCACCACAUGUCGAAACAGGCCUACGAGCACGGCACGGUCCUCAUCCAGUGCCCCCAAUGCAAGUCUCGACACCUCAUUGCUGACCACUUGGGCUUCAUCAGAGACGACAACUUUAGCUUGGCCGAGUACUUGAAAAGCGAGGGCCAGUCCGUCGACACCGGCGUCUUGCAGUUUGACAAGGUGCCCGAGAACUUGGCCCACAGCACGGGCCAAACGGCCAAAGAAGAGGAGCCGAAACAGCAGAAGGUGUUGGACCUUGAAGCCCCGGGCAAGGGGGAAGUGGUCAAGGACAAGUAG